AUGCAACAUGUUGUAGAGUCGGUCUCUCCUGACUUGCCUGUGUACCAAAUUGACGACCCUUACGUGGUUUGGUACGAAAGGAUUACAAGGCGUUGUAUUAGCCGGGUUGGUGCUGGUAUUGAUGGAGCGACUCGUUGUUUCAAGACUCUCAAUCGUCCUGGGGUACCUGAGACCUAUCGAGCCGUUGGCUUGGCGGGACUUCAACACUUGUCAGUGUUGGAAAAGUUUUUGCGCCUUAAACCCCCAGACCACCAUUUUUUUGAGCAGCCGACAGCGGGUGGCGAGGAGUUGGCUCAGGGUAGAGAAGAAUCCACACAGCAGCCAGAAUCGCAGCACCAAGCGGCCAGUCAGGGUCAGGACGAGCCUCGUGUAGAAGGCCCUACUUGCCAGACCGAACCACCAGAUGCAACCCAACCACCACCAUCUAAUGUUGAAGACGUUGACGACGGACCUAUCAUACCUGAGGAAGUCCACGAUGACAUUACAGGCAUUGGAGCGUUUGAGAUGCAUAUUAGAGACAUUGACGAGGCCUCACGUAGCUCGGAGGAAGAUGUUGAUGCAGGAUUAGAGGUCGACGAAGGCGAAGAACAUCCAAUAGGGAUGUUCGAACAGCCACCCACCAUGAUGAUACAAGACACAUGGACCAACCUCGUCGACCUUAGUCCACCAAUGCCAACGAGUAGUCACGUUGGGUGGGACGGGAGGUCUGAGCUUUUCGAGGGACAGAUGUUCUUUUCGAAGCUUGAGGUUAAAAAUACAGUGAAGAAAUAUAGCAUGGACAAGAAUUAUGUGGCAAAGACAGAUCAGUCCACAACCUGUUUGUUGGUCUACAAAUGCGCAAACCAAAAUCCAUGUUCGUGGCGACUUCGAGCAAUAAGGAAGCCUGAUCAGGAUGUCUGGAAAAUUACGCGAUAUGCAGGACCCCACAGCUGCUUGGCUUUUAGUGUCACCACAGAUCAUCAGAUGCUCGACGCUCGUUACAUUGCCAAUAUGAUUAUGUCAACCGUGGAAGCAGACCCAAGUACAAAGGUCAAGGCUUUUCAAGCAAUGGUAAAAGAUAAGUGCGACGGUUAUUAUCCAUCGUAUGCAAAGACAUGGGCUGCAAAGCAAAUGGCUAUAGCAGCCAUUUACGGUGACUGGGAAGAAUCAUUCGCGGAACUCCCUCAAUACCUGGAAGCUAUUAAAGAGAGGAAUCCGGGUACUCAAACCCAUAUCAUAACAAAGGAGACGGGCAGGCCAGGACAUGUUAUAUUUGAUGCUGAGUUUUGGGCUUUCGGGCCCGCCAUUGAAGGAUUCAAGCAUUGUCGCCCUGUGAUUAGUGUUGAUGGUACUUUCUUGACAGGAAAAUACAAGGGAACGUUGCUUGUUGCUGUAAGUCAGGACGCUGAGAAUCAAAUCUUCCCUAUUGCAUUUGCUGUCGUCGAGAAGGAGAACAAGGAAUGUUGGGGGUGGUUUCUCGAUUGCAUAAGGUCUUAUGUUACUCAACGUCAAGGCUUAUGUCUCAUUUCAGACAGGCACACAGGCCUUCUUUCAUAUCUGAAAGAUGCUCCAGCAUGGAGACCCCCAUGGGCAUACCACAUAUACUGUGCCCGCCACUUGGGGGCAAACUACGUAUGGAAGUACAAUAAAAUUGUGGGCGACCAAGUAAAACUAGCAGCCUGUGAAAUACAAGUUAGAAAGUUUGAGAUUGAGAUGCAAAAACUUCAAAGGUUUUCCGACGGUGCAGUCAAUAAGGAUCUUGAGAAGCUACCCCUACGGAAGUGGUCCUAUGCACACGAUGGGGGUAUGCGAUACGGAUCGCGCACUACAAACCUGUUUGAGAGCUUUAAUGGAGUCCUUAAAGAAGUUCGACACCUCCCCAUAGUGGCUACAAUUAGGACGACAUUCUAUAAGUGUGUUACGUAUUUCAACGACUAUGCCGUCAAAGCAAGGGAGGGGAUCGAAUCAGGCAAAACAUUCAGCAAAUUCGCAACGGAAAAGUACGAUGAAUGGAGGAAGAAGGCAAGAAGGCACGAAGUGAUUGAGUUUGACAGAGAGAGAGGAAUUUACGAGGUGCGAACUCCAUUGAAUCCAACAAGUCCAUACAAAGGAAACCACAGGCACACAGUAGAUUUUAAUGCACAGACAUGCACUUGCAACAAGAUGCAACAAUGGCGAAUGCCGUGCUCGCAUGUGAUUGCAGUGUUUAAUAGAAUGGCCAUGGACCCUAGUCGAUUCUUUGGCAAUGUUUGGAGGCUUGCCUCACAUAUAGCCAUUUAUAGCUCUAAAACGUUUUUACCAUUGCGUGACAAACCGCAUUGGCCUCCCUAUGAAGGGCCACUAAUUUAUCCUGAUGAAGAACGUCUUAGGGGUCGAGGACGUCCACAAGUAAAUCGAUUUCGAAAUGAGAUGGAUAUGAUGGAUGAAUGGCUUGAGGGGCAACCAUCACAUAAACAAUCUUGUAGCUUGUGUGGUGGACAUGGGCAUAACAAGCGAAAAUGUUCAAAGAGGGGAGAAGCGUCAUCUUCAGCAGCAAAUAUAUAACUUGUAAUGUUUAAAACUAUGCAUCUGCUUAACUUUUCAAUUGCUAAAAUGGAUCUGUAAGUUGUAAUUUUCAGUUUUUAUUUUAUUUCAUGGAAGUUGUUAAUGAAGUAUUAUUGUUAGAACUAUGUAAUGCAAAGUUAUGAUGGUUAUUAAUUUUGUAGCGCUUGAGUGUUCGAUUGUUAAAUUGCCUAUUAAAAUAACAAAAUUAGUAUCACAUAAUUGUAGGGAAGUUAACAUUAUAAUAAGAAUAUAUGAAAUAAAUUUGAGAAACUUAACUAUAUUUAACAAGUGAUAAUUAGAAAUUUUAUUUUGAAUGCUGUACGAAUUUAUUAAGACUGAAAAAUGCAAUAGGAAAUAAAGGCUGAAAAAAGUUAUAUGAAGAUGGUUGAAAAAGCUGAA
Rhododendron vialii is the source of this 2922-nucleotide messenger RNA. RefSeq lists its product as uncharacterized. The transcript is spliced from 4 exons. The record is from RefSeq and is a predicted model, not a curated record. Gene Ontology annotation, molecular function: zinc ion binding. Bases 1 to 2523 code for a protein of 840 amino acids. NCBI's taxonomy places the organism in Eukaryota, Viridiplantae, Streptophyta, Magnoliopsida, Ericales, Ericaceae.